Colletotrichum phormii is the source of this 1047-nucleotide messenger RNA. RefSeq names its product U2 small nuclear ribonucleoprotein A. Gene Ontology annotation, cellular component: U2 snRNP. Bases 200 to 961 code for a protein of 253 amino acids. The record is from RefSeq and is a predicted model, not a curated record. Lineage: Eukaryota; Fungi; Ascomycota; Sordariomycetes; Glomerellales; Glomerellaceae. The transcript has 5 exons. Gene Ontology annotation, molecular function: protein binding; U2 snRNA binding. Gene Ontology annotation, biological process: mRNA splicing, via spliceosome.
ACCCACGCGACCAACCCCCAAGACGCGACGAAACAAAUUGCGGCGGCGCCACUGACCGAUCGCAUAGCUCGACGACAUAACCCGAGUCGCAACAUCACCGAGACCACGAUUCUACCAUCCUCAAACAGCAAAAACUCAAGACACUUUCGAGGUAACCCCCAGCACCACCACAACACCUAGCCGAACGAAGCUUUCCAAGAUGAGGCUCACGGCGGAGCUCAUCAAGGGCUCGCUCUCCUACCUGAACCCGCUCAAGGAGCGAGAGCUCGAUCUCCGAGGACAUCGAAUCCCGGCGAUUGAGAAUCUGGGUGUCGCAGGCCCCCACGACUCCAUCGACUUCACCGACAACGACAUCCAAGUCCUGGGCAACUUCCCGCUCUCGGCGCGCCUCUCGACGCUGCUGCUGGCGCACAACCGCGUCGCGAGCAUACAGGCCACGCUCCCCCAAGCGGUCCCGAACCUGCAGCAGCUCGUGCUGGCGUCGAACCAGAUUGCGCAGCUCGCGGACCUGGAUGUGUUGGCGGGGUUCAAGCGGUUGACGCAUUUGGUGUUGGUGGAUAACCCGGUGACCAAGAAGGAGAACUACCGAUACUGGGUCGUCUGGAGGUGUCCGACUGUGCGGUUCCUGGAUUACCAAAAGGUCAAGGAGGCGGAGAGGGAGAAGGCGAGGGAGCUGUUUGGUACGGCGGAGGAGCCUACGGAUGCGGCGGCCAAGAUCAUGGGCAACAAGUCCAAACAACUCGACAUCGCCGCCUCCAACGGCACGGCCGGCGGCGGCGGCGGCGGCGCGACCUCGAAGCUCUCGAGGAUAAAGCUCACGGACAAGGAGAAGGAGCGGCUGAAGGAGAUGAUCAAGAAGGCCGACAGUCUGCAGGAGAUUAUCCGGCUGGAGAAGAUGUUGACCGAGGGGACUAUCCCGGCGGGUGUACACCUGGAUGGGGACGCCACCAUGGAGGACUGAGUGUUGGUUGCGGCAGGAGGAUGCCCCCCUACCCUCGAAUACCUCUUAUUUUCAAGAGAGACAGAUAGGACGGGCGAAGGAUUCAC